Messenger RNA from Maniola jurtina (meadow brown), 858 nucleotides. RefSeq names its product androgen-dependent TFPI-regulating protein-like. Gene Ontology annotation, cellular component: endomembrane system; membrane. Bases 101 to 826 code for a protein of 241 amino acids. Lineage: Eukaryota; Metazoa; Arthropoda; Insecta; Lepidoptera; Nymphalidae. The transcript is spliced from 2 exons. The record is from RefSeq and is a predicted model, not a curated record.
UCAUACAAGGUUAACAGAAGCACGCACGCCGCGACCACAGACUGACGUGUGAAACGAGUUUUUUUUAUAAGUUUUUUUUCGAAGUUAUAACUUAGACAAAAUGUUGCGUCCACUGUUCCAUUUAAGUGUUGCUGCGAUAAAUACGUUCGUAAUAUGGUACGAUCAAACGUAUAUCACAUUUCCUUUUGCUGUUAAAGCUAUGGAGGGAUAUCCGUUGAAGUCCAGGAGUAUGUUUCUCACUAUAUGGUGCCUGAUUUUACAAACCGUGUACCACUUCGUCGCAUUCUUGAACGAUGUUAUCGGAACGAACGUGCAGUCCCCGAAAAAGACACCGAUAAUCCGGAAAAUUAAAGACACCCUCUUCUCCCUCGCUUUUCCAACAGCGAUUUACGUGUCUCUCGCAUUUUGGAGCAUAUACGCCAUAGACAAGGAGCUUAUUUUUCCUGAACGCAUAGAAAAGUUGUACCAUCCAGCUCUCAACCACGUUAUGCAUACGACCAUUUCAGUUUUUAUUAUUAUUGAAUUAUUCACUUCUUUUAGAAACUAUCCGUCAAGAAAUCUCGGUUAUAUAGUAACGUAUUCAUUCUACGUAUCGUACUUAGUUUGGUUUUUCGUUGUCUAUGCUAAAACAGGUGCAUGGGUGUACCCAGUGUUCGAACCUUUGAAUUGGCCACUGAGGUUUGUUUUCAUAGCACUGAGCCUAAGUAUAGCAACAAGUUUAUAUAUUUUUGGGGAGAAAGUGAACAACUUCGUAUGUAAGAGUCGUAGGCAACCAUACACCAAUGGUGUUACAAAUGGUUCGGCUAAGAGUAAGAAGAAAUCAUAAAUAGGUAAAUAAAUAAUAUUUUGUAAUAAAUA